AUGGCGCAGCAGAACCAGCUCUCCGACCUGCUCCUGCUGGGGCACCGGCACAUCGAGAAUCCCGAGCUCACGCCGCUGCAGCGCGCCGCCAUCACACGACAGCUGUACAGUUGCGUCCUCGAGCGUCCCGAGUGGCGCGAGUGCUUCCUCCCCUCUUCCGACGAGGCUUCGAGCUCCUCCGCAACGAGUGUCCCGAGCUGGGACAACCUGUACGAAUGGCUCGAGCCGACGCAGGGCCCGGCGCAGGGCGACGGUUUCGGCCCGGAGAAGACUUGGAGCCUGUACGCCGCCCAGCAGGCGCUCGAGGACAAGGCGAGGAAGGCGGGCAAGUCGACCAAGCAGCCCAAGCCCGGCGCAGUCUGCGGCAAGGUCCUGCAGCGUUACGACCGGACAUACAUCUGCAACUCGUGUGUCCUGUGUGUCGACUGUUUCCACGCAGGCAACCACGAGGGACACGAGGUGCUCUUCGGCUUAUCCUACACGUUUGCGGCGGUGUGCGACUGCGGCGACCCGUCAGCAUGGCGCGACAACGGACACCUGGGAUGCAGCCACCACCCGCCGCUGGCGCCGGGGGAGGAGCCGCCGAAACCCAGCCCAGACGUUCCGCCGGCUCUCGGCACGGCACUUUACGAGACCAUCGUGACUGUGCUCGAGUUCAUCAUCCGCGUGCUGCAGCACUCGCCGCUGCCGAACGACUUUGGCAAGCUCCCCGCCUCAAGAGCAGACAUGUGGAAGGGCAACGGGCCCAGCGGCGAGCCGAUAGAGCGCCGAGGAAGAGGACCAUGGGCUGUCACCGCCUGGGCCGACGACAAGCACGUCCUGAGAGAGGUCACGAGACAGUUCCGUGACGCUCUCGGGUGCACCUGGGAGGAGGCCGAGCGAUACGCGAAGGAGACGGAUGAGGUCGUGCUGAUCGUGACGAGACUCGAUGCUCUUGCGUUCCACACGGCGUCCAUGCUUCAGCAGAUCGAUAUCGGUGUCACGCUUCGGAGCGCAGCCGACGUGUACAAGGAGGAGGUCGUCGGACUCUGUCUCCAGUGGCUCAGCGACAUGUGCAAGGUGACGAUUUGCGGCGAGGAAGACCUGUUCCGACGGUACGUCGCCAUGGCUCUGUUCGAGCCGCGAUCCCUGUCACCAGUAUGGGAGGGUACGCCGCUCGCUCCGGACCUGGCGCAGCUCGAGCGCGGAGUGGGCAACGGCGAGGCGCGGCGCUUCGACUGGCUGAUGCGCCUCGACGUGCGCCUCUGGAAGCGGGCCAAGUGGCAGCUUCGUGAGAUCUACUCGGGCAUCUUUGUGCUCGGGUGGGACAUCAAGCGCGAGUUUGCGACACGCUAUUCGAUCAACUACGGACACACGUUCGAACACUACCUGUAUCAGGAGCGGGACGACUCCAGUCUGGCCUUCAGCAUGAGCUACAUGCUCCUUGGGCGCAACUCGGCGUGCGGCGAGGCCAUUGUCGAGAGCAAGUUAUUCAGCUCUGUCCUCGACACGGCGUACAACUACUAUGCGUCGCGCCCACCAUCAGUCGACGAGGCCGCCAAACCCCUCCGAGACCGCUUCGACAUUGACUCGCCAGCUUUCCGAGGGAAGAAGGGAUUGACAUUGCUCUCCCACCUCCGCGCACUGUUAAAGUACAAGGAAGUCAAAGCGCAGCUCGUCCACGACCCGGAACUCUUCCAGCGCACCCUCGACUUCCUGAACCACUUCGUCGGCCUGCAGUCUCAGCGUAAGGAACUCGACAAGCACGUCGAGUACGAGAUCGACUGGGUUAAGAGCAUCAGCGUGCUGCCGGACUUGACGAAACUCGCGCGCGAGUUUGGCGAGUCCUUCCGCUCCGCGCAGGCUUAUGAGCUCCUCGACGCACUGCACAAUGUCUCGAAGCGCAUCGUCGACGAUCUCUCGCUCACGACCGAGACUCUCGAUGCGACCCUCUAUCCCGAACCGCAGUUCAAGACUGUUUCCGGCAUCCUCACCCCCGGUUCCAGCUUUGAGCUGUACCAGCUCGACAUUAGCCAUAUCACCGGCUUCUCCUUCCACCACUACAUGCACCUUGUGCUCGCCGAGAUGCUCAAGAGCUUCUCAGCCGUCUGCUUCAAGCCCGAUCCUGCAGGACGUGACUUUGUCGAUGUCGUCGAGAAGAGCAUCAUCCGGGCCGAGUCCCCAAAGGAGCUGAACGAAGCAAAGCUCCUCAUGAUCGAGUGGCCGCUGCAGAGCAUGUGGGCCAAGAACGGCGCUGCGAUGCGCCACCAAUACCACCACUACCGCGACCUCGGGUUGCGAGAGUUCACGAUUGACCAGGAGUUUUUCCUCCUUCAGUUCGGUUUAUCGAUCAUGGACCCGGCGCAGUUUGUUACUGCCCUGAUUCAGCGAUAUGAUCUGGGCUCGUUCUUCAGCCUCGACGUCAUGUCGCCCGGCGUGUGGGCGUCGUCACCGUACGACCCGCGCGAAACCAUCGCCAUGUUCGAGGAGUUCCUGCUCCUGCUCGUGUACCUCGUCUCGGACACGAGCACAGUGAAUGGCUGGAAACCCGAGGUUGUGACCAGAAAGCACAUCAUCCACAUUCUGGCCCUCGGACCGAUGUCGUACUCUGAGAUUGUGCGCAAGCUGCCGGAACGCAGCCACGAGCGCGGCUCGCUCGUCCCGAUCCUCGAGCAGGUCGCAGACUUCCGGCCACCGACAGACACGGCGACCGGAUCGUACGCGCUCAAGCCCGAGCUGUACGCCGAGGUAGACCCGUACUGGCGCCAGUACAGCCGGAACGAGCAGCGCGAUGCGGCCGAGGUCCUCCUGCAGCGGGCAAAGAAGGACAACCCGGAGAUCACGAACCCCGUCAUCAAGCCGCAGCCGAUCCACGUUCCUGAGAAGCCGCUGCCGUUCUCGGGUCUCGCCGACUUCCUCGCGCAGCCCGUUGCGUCGCAGCUCGUACACUGGACGGUCGCGCACUGCAUGCUCCUGGCGCAGCCGAACGAUUGGCCGGGCCUCGUCAACGCCGACGGCACUGCUUCUGGCAACACAAUGCCGAGCAUGGAUGCGCUGCUCAACCUCGGCCUGCACCUCGCCAUGAUGGCGCUCGCGGCCGACCCCGAGGGCUUUGCGUUCCGCUCAUUAGACUUUAUCGAGAACGGCGGCAAUAUGAGCCUCUUCCAGAAUCUGUGGUUCAUGCAGACCAACGCCCCGUUCGAACCUUUCCGCGCCAAGGUCGACUACAUCCUCGAAGAGAUCGUGACCCACCUCCCCGAGAGCUACACGGUCGACUACCGGACGCAGCGCGAUGCGCGUGCUGCCGCGGCCCGCGAGGCCGCGAACAAGAAGCCGCACUCGGACGCCAAGGCGCAGGCACAGGCCCGCCAGAAGGCACUGAAGGCGCGUUUCGCCCAGCAGCAGGCCAGUUUUGCCGCGAGCUUCCUGGACGAGGACGAAGAGAUCGAGGAGGAAGGAGGAGAAGCCGGGCGGACUGGCGGCAUGCUGGCGUUCCUUCAGCCCAGUCGCAUCAUUCGCGACGCUGUCACCGAUCGCGACUGGUUCGAGGAGGUGCUGCUCGCACCCUCGGACCUCGACCGCGACACGAGGUACCUCCGUUACGGCAUGGGGACCACAGGCGAGCCCCUCAGCACGGAUGCGUACCCGUCGACAAACCUGCGCUUCGGCGUCUACGUUUCGGCGUGCAACCACCUGAUGCACGAUAGCUGCAUCAACAGUUAUAACGAGCUCACGCGCAACCGCCAGGCGACUUCGGUUCAGCGCCACCAGCCCGAGAAUGCCAUGCGACACGAGUACAUGUGUCCGCUGUGCCGAAGCAUUGGCAACGUGCUCAUCCCGCUGGAUCCGACGGCGACGCCGCUCCGGCCGACACCAAAGUCCAAAGUUGCGCCCGGGCUGCCGCCGACGCUGAGCGAACGUAUCCGCUCGGUGUCCGAGGAGGGCUUGUUGCGCGUCUCGGACUCGGCCAAGAUCUGGGAGUUCCACGUCGAGACUGGCGAGCUGGUCCCGUGGUUCACCGACUGCAACUUUACAUCCCACGCGUACGACAGCGCGUACCGCAAGUCGCACAAGAAUGUGCACCGCAUGGUCGACCGUGUUCGCAGCUUGACCCGACCUCUUAGCGAGCAGAGCCAGCGCAUCCGAGGCAAGAAGACGCACAUGUACCUCGCCGACGACAUGGUCGGGUACACUGUCAGCGUUGCCGAGAUCACGCACCGCGGCAUUGGCUCACCGGGAGCCACCGUCGCCGAGCAAGUGCCCGAGACUGGACUCAAGCUCAUCAAGCACCUGAUCGGCACGCUGCAGCUCGAGCUCGACCUCUUCUUCGGCACGAAGAUGGACCGCACCCCGCUGCGAGUGGGGCUGUUCGCCCGCUUCCUGCCCGACUGGUACCGCAGCGCGACGCUGCCGUCGCCGCUUCUCUUCCGCCUGCCCCUUGGCAUGGUCAUCGAGGCUGCCGCAAUCGCUCCAGACCUCCUGCAUGCCGUCAUUGUCAUGUCCUACUAUGCCGAGCUUACUAGGACUAUGCUCGGCCUGUCGGUGUACAUCCGGCGCUCUCUCGCCGGGCGUGCUCAGCCGCAGCGCCGAACGCAGCCUCCGACCGACACGUCGCUCGAGGACGCGCUCAGCGUCUUCUCCGACUUCAGGCCGCUCAUGGUCAGCGUGCUCCGCAACGCGGGUCCGUUCAUCGACAUCGACGGAGUGCUGAACCUCGUCACGGACGACAUGCUCGCCAAGAUCCUGUACAGCUUCACGCUGCCGUUCCUGCGCCGCGCCGCCAUCGUCUACUACGCCGUCAACGGGUCAUACCCGGUCACGAACCCCGACUACAUCGUGACGCAGGGCAGCGAGUACAACCGUCUGCUGUCACUGAUGGGCAUCCCGCGCCCGCGCGAGACGCUCGCAAACCCGCAGAGCACGGAGACGCCCAUUGUCGCCCGCUGGCUUACCCAGUGGGCCAUGCAGGGUCGCAUCCUCCCCUCGCUCGAGUACCCGGGCACGUACGAGUUGAUGCGUCUGCCGCAGGCUUACGAAGUCGCUGCCAUUCGCUACGCGCGCCGCCGGUGCGACCACUGUGGCCUCCGACCGAGUUACCCCGCCAUCUGCCUGUUUUGCGGCAAGAUGGUGUGUCUUGCGGGCGACUGCUGCAGCGAGGGCGAGCAAGGAGAGUGCAAUCUGCACAUGCGAGAAUGCGGCGGUGUCGUCGGCAUGUUUGCGGACAUCAAGCGCUGGGUCAUUGUGUACCUCUUCGCGGGCUCUGGAUCCUUCGGCCCCAUGCCGUACCUGGACCAGUUUGGCGAGUUAGAGACUAGUCUUAGACAGUACAUGCACCUGGGAAGGAUGGAGGAGCUGCGCCGCAACGUGUGGCUGCAGCACGGCGUGCCGACGUUUGCCGCGCGCAAGCUCGAGCUUACAAACGACGGAGGCGCGAGGGGAGCGGGCACGGGCAUGAGAAGAGCGAGUUUAGAAUGCACGGACUGGUAUCGCAUGACCGCGGCCCCUACCGCCCGUCGGAUAUUGGGCCGUGAGGACGAUCAGGACCGUGUCAGUGCAUCUGCUCCAGAACCCUCAGGCCGAAGUCCAUCCCAACCUGCCCCUCGUGCAACCACGCGGGAGCGGGUUGAGCCAAGUGUGCGAACGAUGGCGCAUCCGCGUCGUCUACAUGCGACAGGGAACCGGGUGACACGCCUCAUCAAGCACUAA
Messenger RNA from Trichosporon asahii var. asahii CBS 2479, 5685 nucleotides. RefSeq names its product ubiquitin-protein ligase. The coding region runs from base 1 to 5685 and encodes 1894 amino acids. Gene Ontology annotation, cellular component: transcription elongation factor complex; cytoplasm; ubiquitin ligase complex. Gene Ontology annotation, molecular function: ubiquitin protein ligase activity; zinc ion binding. Lineage: Eukaryota; Fungi; Basidiomycota; Tremellomycetes; Trichosporonales; Trichosporonaceae. Gene Ontology annotation, biological process: protein ubiquitination; ubiquitin-dependent protein catabolic process via the N-end rule pathway; transcription elongation by RNA polymerase II. The record is from RefSeq and is a predicted model, not a curated record. The transcript has 10 exons.